This is a messenger RNA of Scophthalmus maximus (turbot), 2414 nucleotides long. RefSeq names its product spermine synthase (gene sms). The coding region runs from base 118 to 1200 and encodes 360 amino acids. Lineage: Eukaryota; Metazoa; Chordata; Actinopteri; Pleuronectiformes; Scophthalmidae. The transcript has 11 exons. Gene Ontology annotation, molecular function: spermine synthase activity. Gene Ontology annotation, biological process: spermine biosynthetic process. The record is from RefSeq and is a predicted model, not a curated record.
UGGCGAGUGUCGAGGGCAGUGUGUUAUCGGCGGUGGAAGCAGGGUCCUCCCUCUGUCUCUGCAAACAUAAACCCACAGCCCGUGUGUUCCAGGCAUGGAUGACGGUUGCAGUCAAACAUGGCACUGCGACACUACACCCUCGACUUCAACCUCUCCGCGGCAGUUGACUCUGCAUCGACAGUUCCUGGUCUACUCUCCCUAUUCCAUGAGCAGGAAUUGACAGAGACUGUCCAUGAUACGAAUGGACAUGGAUACCUUGCUACUUUUGUAGGCAAGAAUGGCAGGUUUGUUAUCCUGCGCGUGCACUCCCAUGGGUUGGUCACCAUUGAUCUGCAGUGUUACGCCGAGGACAACAUUGCGCAACUAGACAAUCUUUUAAAUGCACUGGAAAAAAAGCUCACGGUUCUCUUAAAUGGCAAUAUUACAAGGAUUAAAAGGCUCCCAGCCCUCGUACGAGGAGGAGAAAUUGACCGAUAUUGGCCCACAGCUGACGGCAGGCUGAUUGAGUAUGACUUUGACCGGUUGGUGUACGAGGAAGAAUCUGCAUACCAAAGCAUAAAGAUAUUACACUCAAAGCAGUUUGGAAACAUCCUAAUACUCAAUGGAGAUGUUAACCUGGCAGAAAGUGAUCUGGCCUACACCCAAGCCAUCAUAGGUGGCGGAAAAGAGAAUUAUGCUGGAAAAGAGGUGCUGAUAUUAGGAGGAGGGGAUGGAGGCAUCCUCGCUGAGGUGGUCAAACAGAAGCCAAAGAUGAUCACCAUGGUGGAGAUUGACCAGAAGGUGAUCGACGGGUGCAAAAUGCACAUGAGAAAGACCUGCGGCGAUAUACUCGACAACCUGACGGGAGACGGUUACCAAAUACUAGUGGAGGACUGUGUCCCCGUGUUGAAGAAAUAUGUCCAGGACGGACGGACGUUCGAUUAUGUAAUAAAUGACCUUACUGCAGUCCCCAUAUCCACGGAGCCAGAAGAAGACUCAACGUGGGAGUUCCUGCGUCUCAUCUUAGAUCUGUCAAUUAAAGUCCUGCAUCCCUCUGGGAAAUAUUUCACACAGGGUAACAGCGUAAAUAUGACGGAGGCACUGAAUCUGUACGAGGAACAGCUGGGACGGCUCUCGUGUCCCGUGGGCUUCUCCAAAGAGGUGGUGUGCGUGCCCUCGUACCUUGAGCUAUGGGUUUUCUACACCAUAUGGAAAAAGUAAAGGCCUGUGGGUUUCUCUGCUUGAAUCCUCAGCAGGUGGAAUGUGAAUGCUGUACUUCUUCUGCCUCUGCUGUGUGCUCAGACUGAAUGUGACACAAAAAUCUCGAGCACGUCAAAGUUUAGAGAAAUGCAUUCUUAUGUGGCCUCAAAAAUGUUGACGCACUGGAUCUACAGAAACUACAAAUAUAACUAAGAGUUCUUAUAUCGUCACAUCAGUCACAUUAUAAGUCCUGACCUGCUUCUGACCCAGAGAUCAGGUUUUCCCAAUUUGAGACAGAUUGUGUCCUCCAAUUAACUCAUCUUUUGUUUGAAAUGUGUCAGACACACACACACACACACACACACACACACACACACACACACACACACACACACAUUGCAGUCUAUAGCUAUUUCCGGUUCAGCUGUGACUACAUCUGUACCGUAAUUGGCUGAUUUGGAUAUGAAGCAAUUUGGUGUGAAUAAAUCGAGAUGAUUGCAUUCAGUCUGAACACAUCUUCAAGGGUAUAAUGACAGUUUUAUUCUGCCCUAUCUAUCGGCACCAUUUUACCCCAAUCUUCCUUCUUUUCCUUCCUUUUUUCCGGUUGCGCUUUAUUGUUUACUACGACUGAUGAGUUGUAUUUCAGUGUCGAUUUGGAAUGUCCAUUUGCAUGUAAGCUGAAUAAAAAACACCUGUUAGAUGUUUAAACACUGAUUUGAUACACUGACAAUGUGGUGAAACUCAUCUUACAAAGAAAGGAUUAGUUUUUUUGUUUUUUUCUUGAAUUAUGAGCUUAAAUCAUGUGAAAGGCCGAUCUAUAGAUAUAAUCAUGCUGCAGUGUCGAAAUCCAAAUGUGUUUUAAAAGGGAAACAUUUCCACCACUUUAAUGUCACCUUUGUGCUUGUGCUGUUUUUAUGUCUUGUUUGAUUAGCACCUUCGUUUCUCCUGAUUUAUUUAAAGUUUUUUUUAAAACGUUUUUUUAAGACUCCAUAAUGUGCAUGUGAAGGACAGUGAAUGUAGCUUGCGUAUACAGUACACAGCACGUCUAUGCGUGAUCAACCCUGUGGGACUCAGUUACAUUUAUUUAUUCCAUAUAAUUUCACCGAAUGCUGUUCUGUCCCACAUGAGAUCUUUUUUUUGUGACCAUCUACAAUUACAAUGUUUUAGGGGGAAAUGUCUUGACUCUUUUGGGGAAAAUGGAUAUGAUGAAUAAAAAAUUUAGGACACCCUUUGAA